This is a messenger RNA of Malania oleifera, 3851 nucleotides long. Its product is annotated as AP-5 complex subunit mu. The coding region runs from base 97 to 2076 and encodes 659 amino acids. The transcript is spliced from 7 exons. Gene Ontology annotation, biological process: endosomal transport. The record is from RefSeq and is a predicted model, not a curated record. Gene Ontology annotation, cellular component: late endosome; AP-type membrane coat adaptor complex; lysosome. Lineage: Eukaryota; Viridiplantae; Streptophyta; Magnoliopsida; Santalales; Ximeniaceae.
AUCUUCUUCAAUUUUUCUUUUCCACACAUUUAUCCUCUUCCUUAUCUGACACGGUGAUUCGCACGAGUUGCAGAGAGAGAGAGAGAGAGAGAGGCCAUGACUGGAUGCAGCAUUAGAGCUCUCUGGAUCCUCAACAAUCUCGACUCCGUCGUCUUCUCCAGGAGAUUCUCGGUUGUUGAGAAGCGGUGGCGCGCAGCUUGCAAGAAUGAGAACGACGGCUUUAGCGAGGACGAUUUAAGCUGCACUCUUUUGCCUUAUCUUCCUACCGACUCUGAAAUAGCCGCUGCUUUUGCGGAGAGAAAGAAGAGGGAGGGGUCUGUGCGUGGAUUUGGCAUACGUGUCCGCCAAUCAAUAGAAGGAUCGGAUUCCUGGGUUGAUGACCCAAUUACACGUCAUAUUGUAAGUGUUUAUGUUAAAGAAGAAGAAGAAGAAGAAGAAGAAGUAGAAAGAGAAGAAAAAAGAGAUAAACACCUGUUAUGGCCGCUAAUUCUGCAUAUAAAAGGUCAUUUUUGCAUUCUUGUGUUGCCUUUAGUAGAACCACAACAUCUAAAAGCAUAUACAAGACUAUGUAGAAGAUCUGAUUGUGGAAAUUCUGUUGGAGGGGAUGGAAGCUUAUCUUCCCUCUUGCUUGAUCUUCCGUCCAUCACAGGGGCAUUUAUGGUGGCUCAUGCUAUUGGUGAUGUCAUUAUGGGCAAUGUGGCAGAACCUGAGGUUAUUGUGAGUGCUUCUCCAUCUGUUGGUGGGUUGUUUGAUUCACUUACUGGUAGCAUGGGCAUCUCUGCUAGGGCAAAGCCUGUUGCUGCACCUGUUGCAGCCUCUGCUGCUUCGAGCACAGCUGGGAUUGGAACCGGUGUAUCAGAUGCCCCAAAGAUUGGAUUGAGACCCCUGGAUAGGGAUGUGCUUCGAUCUUUUAUCAGUAGCUCAAUGCCCUUUGGUACACCUUUGGACCUCAGCUACUCCAAUAUUUCUGCUAUUAAGGCUAAUGGCUUUUCUUCAUUAGAUUUGCCUCCUCCUGACCUCAAGCAACCAGCAUGGAAGCCAUAUCUCUACAAAGGAAAGCAGAAAAUGCUGUUUACAAUCCAAGAGACAGUUCAUGCUGCAAUGUAUGACCGGGAUGAGAUUCCAGAUACUAUUUCAAUAUCGGGUCAAAUAAACUGUCGAGCAGAACUGGAAGGAUUGCCAGAUGUGUCAUUCCCCUUGGCAGGGUUGAAUUCUGCUCGAAUUGAGGUUUUAUCUUUCCAUCCUUGUGCUCAAGUUCCUGAACAAGGUGUGGAUAGGCAGGCUGUGAUGUUUUCACCUCCACUAGGUAAUUUUGUUUUAAUGCAUUAUCAAGCAUUCUGCAGUGUUGGACCUCCAAUAAAGGGCUUUUACCAGCUGUCAAUGGUAUCAGAAGAUGAAGGUGCUUUUUUAUUCAAGUUGUGCCUAAUGGAAGGUUAUAAGGCUCCUCUAGCGAUGGAAUUCUGUACUGUGGUCAUGCCUUUUCCUAGGAGAAGGGUGGUGUCUUUUGAUGGGACUCCAUCUAUUGGAACAGUUUCAACGACAGAGCGCUCUGUAGAAUGGAAAAUUAUAACUAGUGGACGAGUAGUGGGGAAAAGUAUUGAAGCAACUUUCCCUGGAACAGUUAGGUUUGCACCAUGGCAAAACCAAAGGUUACAAUCCUCUAGAUCAGUAUUUGGAGGUAUAGCUGACGAAGAUAGUGAUAUUGAAUCAGCGAGUGCAAAUAGCGUGGUAAAUGUGGAGGAGUUCUUAAUGGAGAAAAUGAGCAAGGACCUUCCAUCAGUGGAUUUGGAGGAGCCAUUUAAUUGGCAAGCAUAUAAUUAUGCAAAAGUGUCUUUCAAGAUUGUCGGGGCAUCAUUAUCUGGAGCUUCAAUUGAUUCUAAAUUUGUUAGCAUUUAUCCAACUGUUAAAGCACCUGUGGAGUUUUCAACUCAGGUAUGUAUGCCCUUUGAUAAGAAGAAAAAAUCAAGAAAGAAGCCAAAGAAAGUCCAUCCGUCAGCAAUGUUUCCAACUUUAGAGAGGGAGAGAGGGAAAGAGAGAUCUCUUUUACAAUCUACUCUGCUCCAUCCAUCCCCUUAAUCGUACAAGUUUUAUUGAUAUUUGCCAUGAUUAUCGGCCUGUCAACAAUUUGCUGUAUGCUAAUAGCUUUUGACUCUUUUUCUUUUGUUUAUUUUUAUUUUUCAAAUUAUAGCUUUCAACAAAAAUUUUUCCGGUUUCCAAUUUUAAUAGAUUUACUACAUGUUUGGUAUAUGGGAAUGGGAUGGAAUUGAAUUUAUCACUUGAUUUAUUCAUAAACUCCAUUCAAAUUUUUAUCCCGUUCCAUUCCUACCCCAUUCCAUCUGCAUACUAAACAUGUAGUUUAUUUUAUUAUUUUUUGAAUUAAUCUGUCACAUGCUUUCAUUGUGCAAUUUGAUUUGCAUAUUGCUAGGGUAUCAACAGUUUGGUGUCCCUGAACCUAUGUUUGAAAUGGGAGAAAGUUUCCUUUGUUUCCAUGCAAAUCCUUUUAACAAGACAUGCCCAUAUAACAAUUACCACCCCAGGCAGUUGCCUGAUCUCCUAAUGCUUGUUUAGGAACCUGGAUGGUUGCCUGCAUGAGGCCCCUUAGUACACCAAUUGAGUAGUCAGGGAACUGCUCAGCUGCCAGAAGAACAUGUGAUUGCCUCAGAUCUGCAGCAAGUGUUAAGAGUGCAUGGGGUAAUUGACAUAAAUGUUAUAUGGACUCAUUUGUAUAAUUGCCAUCAAUUUGACUUGAUUGCAACCACAGACAACAUCACUGACAAGGACAAUUUGAGCUGAAUUAACAUGAAAAUUAAAACACAGUAUGUUGUUGGGAGUUUAGUGUCCACCUUCCUCCUGAGUAUGGUUGUCUCCCUUAUUUUUUCCACCUCCUUGUUUGUAUGAUAACUGCUGUUACCAUGCUUUACAUUGUAUUGAUUGAGUGGAGGAUCCUCAUAUAGUGCUAUUUGUCAUUUGUUUUGAGCAGGUAUCUUCUGGGGAUUAUAUCUUGUGGAAUACACUGGGGAAAUGCCCCUUCGCUGCCACCACAAAAGUUCGGGGGUGAAUGGCUAGUCAAGAAUAUAGAAGGGAUGUUCUUAUUUGAUGGGGCGAGGACACUUUCUGUUGUCUGAUUGACACGAUCCCUUGCCGUGUGUCCUGAAAUAUGUUCACUGCCAGGUGACGACGUUGCGAUGGUUAAGACUGAAUUCAAUUUUUUUUAACUGGUGAUGAAGGUUGAAAUAGAAGAAGAGAUGGGUGUUUAUUUUCAGGUGUAGUUGUUAUAAACCAGAUUAGUUCUGGACAUUUUGAGGAUUCCCUGGUGUUCCAUAUAUGUCCCCUUUGUUCUUUAUUUGAUUUUAAGAUGAAAUGGCUAGGACUUUCAGGUAUGAACUACGGCACUGGAUUCAUCCCCGACAAGCUGGUGGGAUGCUCCCAUUAUUUGCUAACCUUACAUGCUGCCUGUAUUUCUCAGAUGGUGCUUGGUAUGAAGAAAAAUAAAAAAAGAGAAUGGAAAAAAUUCAUUGGUGGGUACAAUAGUAAUUGCAUUUUAAACUUCUAUUCUGACAUAAUAGGAAUACUGCCCCCACACUUCCCCCAUUUUCCAUAUUUAGAUUUGAUGAUGCUGCUGAAAGCUUGGGGUGUUCAAAGCUCCCGUGUAGGGCAGAUGACAUGGGUCUAUAGUAUGCAGCCUUAUUUUGUAACCUUGCAGGAGGUUGUUUUCACACUUUGAACCCGUGAAAUGCUCAUGCUGUUAAAAUUUAUAUUAUACUAUUGCAUUAGCUGAAUUGAAGGGUAUGUGUAUAUUCUGUUGGAUGCCUAGCCCGAAAUAAAUUCCUCUGUAUGCCUGUUAGGGUUCA